CGGCGCCCGCAUUAGUGUCCACCGGCCGGCGAGCAGCAGGGCCCGGAGCUGGGGGUCCCCGAAAGGUCGACGGUCUCAAAGCUUGGUAAGCUUGGUGAAUAGCGCCCGCGGGUCGCCGCCACUGUCCCCGAGCCGAGCCCGCUGCUGUCCGCGCUCCCGCCGGCCCCGCGCCGCCCCGCCGCCGCCGCCCGAUGAAACUGGCCGCGAUGAUCAAGAAGAUGUGCCCGAGCGACGCGGAGCUGAGCGUCCCGGCCAAGAACUGCUACCGGAUGGUCAUUCUCGGCUCCUCCAAGGUGGGCAAGACGGCCAUCGUGUCGCGCUUCCUCACCGGCCGCUUCGAGGACACCUACACGCCCACCAUCGAGGACUUCCACCGCAAGUUCUACUCCAUCCGCGGCGAGGUUUACCAGCUGGACAUCCUGGACACGUCCGGCAACCACCCCUUCCCCGCCAUGCGGCGCCUGUCCAUCCUCACGGGGGACGUCUUCAUCCUGGUGUUCAGCCUCGACAACCGCGACUCUUUCGAGGAGGUGCAGAGGCUCAAACAGCAGAUCCUCGACACCAAGUCCUGCCUCAAGAACAAAACCAAGGAGAACGUGGACGUGCCCCUGGUCAUCUGCGGCAACAAGGGCGACCGCGACUUCGACCGCGAGGUGGAGCCGCGCGAGAUCGAGCGGCUGGUGGGCGCCGACCCGCAGCGCUGCGCCUACUUCGAGAUCUCGGCCAAGAGGAACAGCAGCCUGGACCAGAUGUUCCGCGCGCUCUUCGCCAUGGCCAAGCUGCCGCGCGAGAUGAGCCCCGACCUGCACCGCAAGGUGUCGGUGCAGCCCUGCGACGUGCUGCCCAGGAAGGCGCUGCGCACCAAGAAGCCGGCCGACGCCGUGGGCGUCGUGGCGCCCUUCGCGCGCAGGCCCAGCGUGCACAGCGACCUCCUGUACAUCCGUGAGAAGGCCAGCGGCGGCGGCCAGGCCAAGGACAAGGAGCGCUGCGUUAUCAGCUAGGGCCGCCCCGUGCGCCCCCCGGACAGACGUGGCGGCCCCGCCCCACCCCCAACGACGCGGACAGGUCCCAGUAGAGGGUGGGCAUCUAGAAUGGGGCGGGGUGGGAGCCGACCAGGUUCGAGAUCCCCAAGACGGCCAGCAGCAGGGACAGGGCGAACUGGGCAUUAACUAGUCUGCGACUUGGGUUGCCCUGACGACUGGCGACAGCUGACGCCCUGAGAACUAAUGGGGUGUGGGUCCACUCAUAUUCAAGUGAUUUGUUUACAUGUGUAUGUGAAGUUGCACAAGGGAAAACUAAACAGCAAACUUGCACUUUAAUGGUAGUUCUGGUGUCAUCACAGACAUGAACAAAAUCUUAUCCAGGUGUUUCUAUUAUGUGUGUGUGUCAGUCUGUUAUUGUUACUUUUUUAUAUAUAUAAUAAAAUAAUUAAAAAAAAAAACGGGUUUCUUUUGCUUUUAGAUGUGACCAGGGAGAUGGGAGAGAAGGUAGUGACUUUCUGCUGCUCUGGGGUUGAAUCACCUUCCCGGUUACUGGAAAACCACCUUGCCGCUGGAAACUGCUUCAGCUCUGAAGGAAAGGCUCCAGUUGACUGGGCUGAAGCUCUUUUAUUUAGGAAAGGAAUCCUAACUGCCAACAUAACAAUCAAGGAGUUUAGGGUGUUCCCUAGAGAAGCUUCUAGCCAUUUACCCCUUGGCUCUUUGAUCAUUUUUGUCACAGGACAGUGCAGUGUCACAGUAUCGUGCUUUUGUCAUUAUACUCAGGGUAGGCCCUGGGGAAAUCAAACCUGGAACUCUCUAUGGGGUUGAGGGUCACUGAAACCCUGAUUUCAGAGAAGGACUCGGAGCCUUGGGAAAUAGACCUGGGGCAAGCUGAUGCAAGAGCCUAACAUGCCAGGACUCCCAGCAGUUGGGGGUCACUCAUCUUAACUCAGGCUCCAGCUCUAGACAAGCGACUGCAGCCAAGGUGUCACUCAAAUUUUUCCCCUUGGAAGCCCGUGGGGAAAAUACAGAGUGUCUCCUCUGCAGUGAAUGCUGAGGGGAUUAAGUGCCUAGCACCCAGUAAUCCAGAUACCUUGGUGGCUUCAAGGUCCCCAGCAAUGAGAUGUCCAACCUGGUGGGGGUGGGUGGGGGGAGCUGCCCCCUGCCUGGACCCGCGCACUGCCACAAUGAUGGCUGGUUCCUGCUUCCAGGGAGUCUUUUCAUAGGGUUCAGCUGUGUAUGCGGAGGGGAGAGAUGAGAACCAUGGUCCUCACCAUUGAUUCUGUCUCCUCUAACUGAACGAUUUAUUCUCAAUUGUCCCCAAGAGACAGCCUGCUGAGUUUCUCAGUACAAAGACGAAGGUGUCUUGGUGCGGAACAGUUUAUUCUCUGAAGAUACCUGCCU
This is a messenger RNA of Sorex araneus (European shrew), 2384 nucleotides long. RefSeq names its product ras related dexamethasone induced 1 (gene RASD1). Lineage: Eukaryota; Metazoa; Chordata; Mammalia; Eulipotyphla; Soricidae. Bases 192 to 1001 code for a protein of 269 amino acids. The transcript is spliced from 3 exons. Gene Ontology annotation, molecular function: GTPase activity; GTP binding. The record is from RefSeq and is a predicted model, not a curated record.